AUGGCUGAGAACAGUGAGGAUACUGUGGUUGUGGAGAAGGCCCUCAGUGGCCUUGCUGAGGUUGAACAAGAACUCGAAGAUACUGAACGAGCCAUUGAGAUCACACGUCUCAAGAAAGUGUCCAAGAUCUACGAGAAGAGACGGGAGUAUACAAAGGCAAUUGAUAAGUUCUGGCACAUUGUGCUCUCACAGCAUCCAGAGUUUGCCGACUACGUUAGGGCACAGGACUUCAAAUACCUGGAAUUGAUCAAGGACAUCUAUGUUUCCUGGGAUGCAUCCACCUCUACUGACGAAUCAGUUGAUCCAACAACGUUCAGUAUAACUUUUGAAUUUGAGCAGAGUGAAGAUGGCGACUUCCCAGCCCAGACAGUUACAAAGAGAUUCCAGAAGGAGGUGAUUGACCCUGAAGAGUUGCAAAUACUAGAGCAGAAGAGAAAGAAAGGUAGCCUUAGCGAUGAUGAAGAUGGUCAGAUGCCCGAAGAGACGGAAAGACUUGUUUCCACGAACACUGAGAUUAUCUGGCCAAAGUCUUACGAUUCAAUUAACCCUUCAAAAGUUGUUGAUAAGAAGACAACACUAGGGAAGAAGAACUAUAGAGCAGGUAUGAAAUCCUUCUUUGGUUGGUUCCGUUGGACUGGGAGAAAACCAGGUAAGGAAUUCCCCAACGGUGACGAUUUUGCAAGAUUGUUUGCAGAUGAUAUCUUCCCAAGUGCUGUUCUGUACUAUACAGAGGCCCAAAGAGACGGAUUGGAGGAGGAGAUGGAAUCAGACGCUAGUGAACCUUUAGAUCUAAGUGAUUCUGAAAAUGUUCCAAGGGGGUUGAAGCGUAAAAAUUCUGAAUGUUGACUAAAAACGAUAGCGUUACAUCUAUAAUCUUAACAUAACCAACACAUUACGAUGACAGGAUGUACCCUGAACAUCAAUACAAAAUACGAGAAUCCUUCUCGUUUGUGCGUGACCGUGAAGUAUACAUUUAUUUGGUCCCAAUGGUACCAGUAACAACAAUCAAAUAUGAGCUGAACUAUUCUUUGAGUAUUCAAUUCUCAGAAUUGGCAGUAGAUAUGCACCAGCGAAACAGUGGCUAUUGGACAGACGUGAAAUCAAUCCAGAAUAAAAAGAUCAAAUCAAUCAACCAGAUAGAAGGAAACUAUUCGGUCUUACUUUUGAAACCAUACUCGAUCUCCAAAGCUUCCUUGUCGUCAUCGGAGAACUCCCUCCAAUCGCGAACAAGCUUCUUCGUGAUUCUAGUAGCGUCCCAUUCUGGGUGCUCCUCUUUACAGUU
Molecule: messenger RNA, 1282 nt
Organism: Williopsis jadinii
Lineage: Eukaryota; Fungi; Ascomycota; Saccharomycetes; Phaffomycetales; Wickerhamomycetaceae
Gene: VPS75
Product: Vps75p
Exons: 3
Coding region: 1-846 (281 amino acids)
Biological process (GO): nucleosome assembly
Cellular component (GO): nucleus; chromatin
Molecular function (GO): chromatin binding; histone binding
Source: RefSeq, a predicted model, not a curated record